AUGUCCAAGCUCCACAUCAGUUAUAACCAAAUUCACAACUCUAUCCGUAAGGCCGUUGAGAAUCACAAGAUUAAUGAAGAGUUCCAGCCUGACCUCAUGAUUGCUAUUGGUGGUGGUGGCUUUAUCCCUGCCCGUAUGUUGCGUACCUUUUUGAAGAAGCACAAUAACCGUAACAUUCCUAUCCAGGCCAUCGGUCUGUCUCUGUAUGAGGAAAUUGAGAUUGCCCAGGCCAACAACUUAAAUACCGAACCUCAGGUCACAAAGACCCAGUGGUUGAACUUUGGUGCCUCUCACUCUGAAAUUUCCCUCUUGGGCCGCAAUAUCCUCAUUGUUGAUGAGGUAGAUGAUACCCGCCAGACUCUGGGCUUUGCUGUCGAGGAGCUUGUCAAGGAUAUCCAGACCGAGGAAAUCCGCCAUGGCAUGCAGCCCGGAGAAUCGAACACCAAGAUUGGUAUCUUUGUCCUUCACAACAAGGAGAAGCCCAAGAAGAGACAGUUGCCUCCCAGCAUCAUGAAGAACUACUUUGCUGCUGUUGAGAUGCCCGACCAGUGGUUGGUCUAUCCCUGGGAUGCUGUUGAUAUUGAUGAGCACACCGAACAGUCAAAAAAACUUACUGCCAACGAACAGUAA
This is a messenger RNA of Phycomyces blakesleeanus NRRL 1555(-), 630 nucleotides long. RefSeq lists its product as hypothetical. Gene Ontology annotation, molecular function: hypoxanthine phosphoribosyltransferase activity. Gene Ontology annotation, cellular component: cytoplasm. Gene Ontology annotation, biological process: IMP salvage; XMP salvage; GMP salvage. The coding region runs from base 1 to 630 and encodes 209 amino acids. Lineage: Eukaryota; Fungi; Mucoromycota; Mucoromycetes; Mucorales; Phycomycetaceae. The transcript is spliced from 2 exons. The record is from RefSeq and is a predicted model, not a curated record.